Messenger RNA from Wyeomyia smithii (pitcher-plant mosquito), 2560 nucleotides. RefSeq names its product zinc finger protein 497-like. Lineage: Eukaryota; Metazoa; Arthropoda; Insecta; Diptera; Culicidae. Gene Ontology annotation, biological process: regulation of transcription by RNA polymerase II. The record is from RefSeq and is a predicted model, not a curated record. The transcript has 9 exons. Gene Ontology annotation, cellular component: nucleus. Gene Ontology annotation, molecular function: RNA polymerase II transcription regulatory region sequence-specific DNA binding; DNA-binding transcription factor activity, RNA polymerase II-specific; zinc ion binding. Bases 145 to 2469 code for a protein of 774 amino acids.
UUGACAGCGGCUUCCAGAGAAAGUAUUAUAAACAAUAAUAUGGUCGCGUCUUGCUGCGAAUUAUUUAUUAAAACUAAAAUGUUUGAGUGAUUGUUAUAAAUUUUCAAAUCUAAAUCCAUAAACGCCAGUGUGACACUGGAAAGAAUGGAUUAUAAGCCGAACUUCAUCUGCUUUGAUCAGGUAUGCAGAAUUUGCAUGAAAACCAGUGACGGCUUGCAGUCUAUUUUUGGUCAGCCUCAGGAUAUUCCCGAGUUGGUCCGUUUACUAUCGAAAGUAGAGGUUUUGGAAAACGACGACUUACCAAAACAAAUAUGUCCAGAGUGCAUUGUGUACGCCGGAAAUGUGAUAGAGUUCAAGGAACGUUGCAUACAGUCUGACCGAACGCUACGAGAGUACAUGUCCGAAGGAUGUGACGAUAGGAAGCAAAAUUUCUUGAAACAAGAACACGCGCUGUUAGGACUGAAUGAUGAUGGUAUGCCGUUAGGGCCAGAAUUCAUCAAAUGCGAAAUCGAUGAAUCGGCUAGUGAUAAGUCAGAUGGUGGGGGCAAUGAUUUUGAAAUUGCAGAUGGCAAUGAUAGUGAUAGUGAGGAGGAUGACGAUGACGAUGAGAAUGGCAACGAAGAGGAUGAUGAACAGGAAAAAAUUGAGCGUCGUAUACGUAGGCGUCGGACACGGACAUCAGCAUUGCAAGAUUCCGAUGACGAGCCAUUGAUCGCAAAAAAAACUAAAGCAGAAACUCACGAAUGUACAAUUUGCAAUGAAAGGUUCAACAACAAAUCACACGUCAAAUUCCACGUCAAAAGCGAUCACGCAGAUGAGAAAACUCUUCCACAGGAUCGGAUACGUCGUUGUUUCUACUGUCCAAAGGCGUACUCUAAUUAUGAGCUGCUAAAAAUCCAUUUGAACUUUCAUCCCAGAAAUGAAUGGACUUGCCCAAUGUGUGCUAAGGAAUUGAAGAAAAAAGGCAAAUUCAUCGAUCAUUUACGAAUGCACGCAAAUGAGCGUCACUAUAAGUGCGAAAUUUGUGGUAAAGACUUUACCUCUCACAAGUAUAUAUCCAACCAUAUGAAGAUGCACAAGAAAAAAGGGGAAGCAGAGAACAAAUCAAAAUCGGAAGAUUCGAGUGACAGUGAGUAUGAUCCAGUUGAUGACGAUAAGAACGACGAUGAGGAAGAUGACGACGAGGAAUCUAGUUUAUCUGACCGAGAAGAGAAAAUAAGGGGCUCCUACCAGCUAAACCCCGAUGCACCGAAAGAUUGUCCAGUUUGUGGGGAAUCAUUCGAGAAGGUGAUUCAUGUAAAGUUUCACCUGGAGAGUGAGCAUAUUCCGGUUGAUGAAUCUUCUACUAAAGUUCAUCAUUGCGUUACCUGCAAAAAGAAUUACAUGACAUUCGAACAGCUGACAAAUCAUAUGAAACUACAUCCGAACAAAAUCUGGAGUUGCCCUGAGUGCAAGAAACAGUUCCGUCGUUUAGAUAAAUAUAAAGAUCAUCAGAAAAUACAUCAGAAUGAUCGAACCUUUUUAUGUGCUCACUGUGGUAAAGAUUUCCCCACAACAAAAUACAUGAACCGACAUCUUCAAACGCAUAUAAAGGAAAAAGUGCGAAAAGUAGAAGAAGAGUUCGAGUGUGAAGUUUGUGGAAAAAAGAUGAAGUACAAGUCAAAUUACACUAAUCACAUGAAAACCCACGGUCCGGAGCACUCAAAACAGAUUAAAGCGGACCCAGAUUCGCCACCGAAAAAAAUAUAUUUGUGUAGCAUAUGCGGUAGAAAUUGCGGUUCUUCCAGCAACCUAACGGUGCACAUGCGACGACAUAAUGGACAAGCAAUAUGCUCCUGCUCAGUGUGUGGCAAAGGCUAUCCCAGAAAAGCGGAUUUAGUUAUGCACAUGAGAAGACACACAGGUGAAAAACCCUAUGAAUGUCCUACUUGCGGUCGUGGAUUCGCGAGACGGGAUAAACUUCGGAUACAUAUUCGAACUCACACCGGAGAGAAGCCUUACGCCUGUCCUUGUGGACGAGCUUACGCUCAGAAAAAUGAUCUCAAAACUCAUCAAAAACGCAAUACGUGCGGUCAAAACUUCGACAUCACUAAACUGAUGGCACCCUACCAACCAUCGAUCUGUGUUCGACCGCAAACCCAAUCACAGCAAUCUUCUCAAAGGGAACUACCACCUCCGCCGGUGCCGGUUUCUACGAGCGUUGCAACUGCCGUUCCUUCUAGUUCUCAAGCGUACAAUGACACUAACACUGCGUACUCGGUAUCGCAUCCAACAGUCAGCGGAAGUAUUGGGCAGAAUAUUCCCCCCUCUCCGCAUCAUGAAUUAGGUGGAAUUUCCGAUUCUGUCCCAAACAGUCCGGUCGAUCUGAUGACACAUCGGCAUCAGUUUGGAGUUUUCCCAAACUCCAUGGGGGUCCCAGUAUUCUCCAACUCGUACCAGCAACCUAAGGUAGAUAUGUGCAAUCAAUAAGUAUAAUUUGAUUGUGAUGCGUUUUGAUGGCAAUGGUUUUCAAAAUAAAUCUUUUUUACAAAUAAGCAAUAAAUUUGCUAAAAAGGUUGAA